Molecule: messenger RNA, 4935 nt
Organism: Trichoderma harzianum CBS 226.95
Lineage: Eukaryota; Fungi; Ascomycota; Sordariomycetes; Hypocreales; Hypocreaceae
Exons: 3
Coding region: 1-4935 (1644 amino acids)
Biological process (GO): double-strand break repair via homologous recombination; DNA replication
Cellular component (GO): chromosome; RecQ family helicase-topoisomerase III complex; cytoplasm
Molecular function (GO): nucleic acid binding; 3'-5' DNA helicase activity; four-way junction helicase activity
Source: RefSeq, a predicted model, not a curated record
AUGACUCGAAAUAAUCUGCCGGACAACAUCGCCUGGUUGUUGAAGAACGCUGCGCUAUCAAAACCUACCGCCCCUCAAUUUCCGCAAGCCAGCGAUACAGGAUCGUUUCGAUUCACACAAUCGCAGUCUACAAACGGUCGCACGGCAAAUUUAAGCCAGGAGACUACCGUAUCAGCUGGAUCAGACAGACGGACGAACCAGGCUCAGGGAUCUUGGAGUUCAAAUGGCCCGCCAAAGAGGGAGGAAGCUUCACAAAAUACAGAAGUGGUGGUUUUAGAGGACGACAGCAUGGGCCGUCUGACCCUGUCAACCAAAUCGAGAAAACCUGUGCUCCUGUCACAAAAUGUCAAGAGAGAAGCCCCUUCUUCAGCAGAUGGCCGGUCUAAACAAGUUUUAAACGAGUCACUCAAGACGAAUGCAAUCCCGAAACCUGAGAAACAAACACAAAAUGGCAUCUCACCAGGAAAACCAGCUCCAUCACGGCAUAAUCAAUCUCCAGGGCUUGACGCCGAUUUUGCAGAUUUUGACGUUGAUGACUUGGAGUACAUGGAUCUAACCAGAACAACUGGCACAUCCGACGAAUCUGACGAGUUUGGUGAAGAUGUCAAAGUUUGGACGGAAAAGGAUGCAUCUUGGGAGGCGCCGUUACCUAAAUCCAAAAAGAGGAAGAGUACCGAUGACGCCGCUGCUGAUAGCCAAUUUCCCGAUGUUUAUCAGCUCCUGGGAACUGACCCUCCAGUCCCGACUCCUGGUCGGCGUUCCGCAAAGAAAGCUGCGCAGAAUGCGUCUUCCAAGAUGUCUUUGCCGGGGUCUUCAUCUCCCUUAGGACGAGUCGCUAGUCGAAAAGCACCAUCUCCUAUCAGACAGACCCCAGAAAAAGACUAUGUCAUCAGUAGUUCUGAAAGACGAAAGAAGGUGAAAAUCACCGGGCAACGGUCUGCGUCCCCGGAUCCUCAGGAUUUCGACGAGGAUAUUCAACAACCGGAGCAAAACCAAGCCGACGAGUUUUUCAUUCCCGACUCAGACGAUGAAUUCGUUACACCACCGUCGCGUACAACUACUUCGAAGAAGCAGCCAAUGGAACCGUUGAUCGAUCCACAGGAGGAAGACGCUUUCAUUAUGGAUAUUGAGGAUUUGCAUGUAUCUCCUCAGCCGAGACGAAAACAGUCAUCGCCACCUUCUCAGCGUGUACAAGCCAAAGGUCUCCAACCUUCUCACCAUAGUUUGUCUGAAACCCAGAGUACAGCUACUGCCGACAAUGUCAGCGAAAUCAACAACCCACAGCAGUCGUUUACGCCAUCCAGCCAAACGCCAAAACUCUUAUCCCUCAUUUUGGGGAAUCCGCAGCUUCUAGCUAAAAGGUGUGAAUACUUGAACAGUCAAAUUCAGAAGAACGAGCGGAGUUUUAUGCAAGCUAUCAAUGCUAGAUUACCCAAAGACAAGAGGAAUGAGAUCAAAGCAGAGAAAGAACGAUUCAUCCAACAGCAAAAGGCGACUCAGGAUCUCAACGGAUUGGUUGAGCGCUACAAAACUCUAAGUGAGCAACGAGAAGCAGUUGCUCAACAGGUGGCUCGAUCAUAUUCCAAUGGCCAAGACACAGAUGAAGAUGAAGCCCGACUAGAUGAGCUUACUGAGCGCAUCGAGGCAACAGAGCGAGAGCUUUUCCAAAUGAUGGGCUCAGCAGGCCUUGAUGAAGCAAGUCUUUUGGAGCCUCUGGAAGUCCCGGCUCCGAGUAGAAGAGAUGAGCAUAUCGUUGUGCUGGGAACUCAGGCUGGUCAUGGGGGCAUGGUCAACAUGUCACGGAGCUCAAGAGACGUCCCAUUGCCCAUGGGAGGCACUCAAGUUGUUCAUCAAACCCAACUUCCUGAACCGCGCCCUCCAAUGAAUCGGGACAUGGGCGCUGAGGAAGAUUUCUUCUCUGAUAUCGACGAUAUGGAGAUGCACUUGUUGCCUAAGCCGGUGAAAAAGACUACUCAGUUCGACACACGCAAAACACCUCAGAGAAACCGCGCUCAGCGAGCAGGAAAUGAAUUCAGCGAUUUCAGUGACGACGCUGAUAUGCUUGCGUUUGCUCAAGACUACGAGGUACGCCAAACUGCCGGCGAACCGUCUCUGGAUCCUCGACGGGCGUUUUCCGAAACAUCUGGAAACGCUGGGCCCGCACCAAAGCAGAAGCAGACCUCAAAAAGGCAGCCGCCUUCCGAUUCAUCACAGACAAGGAUACCGCCUGAGCUCAUGAGACAUUCUUGGUCUGCAGACGUACAGAAGACAUUGAAAGAUCGCUUUCGGAUGAAAGGAUUCCGACAGAACCAAUUAGAGGCCAUUAACGCUACGCUCGCUGGUGAUGAUGCCUUUGUCCUGAUGCCAACAGGCGGUGGAAAAUCUCUCUGUUACCAACUUCCAGCUGUCGUCAAAUCCGGCAAGACGAGAGGUGUCACCAUCGUUGUGUCACCUCUGCUGAGCUUGAUGCAAGAUCAAGUAGAUCAUAUGAAAGCCCUGGGGAUACAGGCCGUUGCAUUCAACAGCGAGUGUUCUCCAGAAUACAAGCGGCAAGUCAUGUCUGCUUUUAAUGAACGUAAUCCGGAGCACUUCAUCGAGCUCCUCUACGUCACGCCUGAAAUGGCUAGCAAAAGCCCUCAGUUCAUGAAUGCUUUACAAAGCUUGUACCGGAGUAGAAAAUUUGCCCGUAUUGUCAUUGACGAGGCUCACUGCGUUAGCCAGUGGGGGCAUGAUUUCCGACCCGACUACAAGACCCUGGGACAGCUUCGAUCCAAAUUCCCCCAGGUUCCGGUCAUGGCCUUGACCGCUACUGCUACUCAGAACGUCAUUGUCGAUAUCAAACACAAUCUUGGUAUGAACAACUGCCAAGUCUUUUCACAAAGCUUCAACCGUCCAAACCUGUAUUACGAAGUCCGGCCCAAGUCUUCCAAUCCGGUUGCGACGCAGGCAAUCGCUGCUCUGAUCAACUCCAAGUAUCCCAACGUUACUGGAAUUGUUUACACAAUCUCACGGAAGCAAGCUGAAGAUGUUGCCCAGAAGCUUUCUGAGAAUGGUAUCACGGCUCGUCAUUACCAUGCUGCAAUUACACCCACGGAAAAGGUGGAAGUACAAACAGCGUGGCAGAAGGGGCAAGUCAAAGUUGUAGUGGCAACUAUUGCUUUUGGCAUGGGAAUCGAUAAGCCGGACGUGAGAUUUGUUAUGCAUCAUGGCAUCCCGAAGAGCUUAGAAGGUUACUACCAGGAAACUGGACGUGCGGGUCGAGAUGGGAAACCCUCCGAUUGUAUUCUGUUUUAUGGCAAAGCGGACAUAAGAGUCCUCAAAAGACUGAUCAUUGACGGAGAGGGCAGUAAAGACCAAAAAGAAAGACAGAUGGCUAUGCUGAACCGUGUGACGGCAUUUUGCGACAAUAAAGCAGAUUGUCGACGAACUGAAGUCCUCCGCUAUUUUGGGGAGGAUUUUACUCCGUCACAAUGCCACAAGACUUGCGACAAUUGCCAAGCGGGGCUUGUUUUUGAGCAGCAGGACUUCUCUGAAUACGCCAUUGCCGCCAUACGAAUUGUGCAGCAGCAGCAGAGAUUAACGGCAAACCAGUGCGCGGAUAUUUUGAUUGGCAGAAAGUACCCAGACAACCAAGAAGAAAACUCGUAUGAGUAUCACGGCAUGGCUAAGGGGAUGAAGAAGCACGAGAUGGUGCGCGUUAUUGACCGCCUCUCAGCUGAGAAGGGCUUCCAUGAGGAAAAUAUCGUUGGAAAUCAUGGAGUCGCCAUUCAAUAUCUCCAAAUCGGACCUGCCGCCAACCAAUUCUUGUCAGGGAGGCGGAAGCUCAUGCUGACGGUUCAGGUUUCAGACAGCGUUGAUUCAAAUCAGACGAAGAUAAAAAAACCGAGAGCCAACAAAAAGCAGAAAGAGCCCGCCAAUAACGUGCAAUCCACCUAUGUCUCGUCACCCAUUAAUACACGCAGAAAACGGGCAGCCGUUAUUGAUAGUGAUGACGACUCAAACUUGCCGACCACAUCAAACGGCUAUGUGAAUGAUGGUUUCGUUGUGUCGGAUGAAGAAUUGGAAGACGAAGCCGAAGAAGACAUGGACGAAGACGAAGAGGCUUUCGAACCACUCCCUCAACACCGACCAGCGAAACCUACCACUUCAAAACCUAGUUCCAAAAAGGCACUGCGGCCAGAACCUAUCCCAAGCAAACGUAGGCUGCAAGACUUGCCGGAUAUCCACCAAGAUGUAGUGGAUGCCUUUGUUCAAGCGGCACGCCAAUUGGAAGAGCGAAUUCGGAACGGACUUGGCCUUAGGCGACCAAUGUUUACAGACACUCACCUGCAAGAAAUGGCCAUUAACUGGACCACCUCCAUCGAGAGGAUGAGCCGCAUUCCUGGAAUUGACGUCGACAGAGUCCGGGAGGUUGGCCCAAAGCUGAUACAAAUGCUCAAUGUGUAUCAUAAAUCGUAUCGUGAGAUUGCCGGGACGGGGGCGGGUGAGGCUUCUGCCUUAACGUCUAACUUGGAUCAAGAAAUAGUGGACUUGAUUAGUUCAGACCUCGAUAUCGAUGAGGAUGAAGAGGAGGCUAUGGGAGGUGGAGAGAGUUCUCAUUACUUUGUUGCCAAGCCAUCAGCCGAUGUCCAAGCUUUCAAUGAUAGGCUGCAAAGUCUGAAUGACCAACCGAGCCAAUCGAGAGGCAGAUCCUCUUCCUACAGUCGAGGAGGAGGUAACAGAAAGUUCUCUGGUAAAAGAUGGUCCAAGAGAGGCGGUUCUGGUGGAGGGUCUCAACGUCGGGGUGGUGGCUCCGGCAGGAGAGGUGGCGGUUCCUCAAGCGCUGCUGGCUCGUCGUCUCGAUCUGGCGGUGCAAGUAGUAGCGGCGGCGGAUUCAAGCGUGACGGCAGAAUCGUCAAGAAGAGUGGAGGAGGUAUCGGGUUGAUGCCUCUAUGA